UUCUUAGUAAAAUUUUAAUAUAUAGGCAUGCUGCCGUUGCCCCUGACUCUGAGUGUAUACAAUGUUUGGUAGUUCAAGUGCCAAAGGAGGAAUUUCCUCACUCCUGAGAUGCAGGGGAGUUUCCAAGGCCAAGAAGCGAACCAUUGUUGUUGGUCUCAAAUCUGAUAACAGCAGCAGAGAAAUGCUGCUUGGUUUGCUCAAUUUAGUCGUAAUGCCCGGGGACUAUGUUCUGUCAGUUCAUGCACAAGAACCAAAUGAUAUGUUUGAUCCAAAUACUUUUCACAUUCACGAGGAUUUAUGCAAAUCCAAGCAGGUGGAUUUUCAAAUCAAGGUUUGCAUAGGAGAGACGUACAUAACUGAGUUGAGUAAUCAAGUACGUAUAAACUUCGCUACAAUGCUUGCCGUAGGAUGCAGCAGUUCCUGGCCAAGUGAUCAGAUUGCUGGAAAACUUUUGAAAGAAUUGCCUCCUACUUGCUCCCUUCUAGUAAUGGAUAAUGGAGGUAAAAUCCUACUCCAGAGGCCGGGGACUUCCCAAGAAGGCGCUCCAAUAAAAGUUUUUCAAUCAUCCAAGUCCUCUCUGUCAGUGUCCAGCAGCUCUACGCAGUCAAGAGACAAGUAUCAGCUUCAAAAAUCUUUGUCAAUGACAUGUUCUUCAACGAUAACUUUAUCACAGCCGACUAAAAAUGCAACUUUUCCUAGAAUCAAGAAGCUCAAUAAUGCUGCAGCCAAGAGUCUGUUUCAGAGAAUAGCUUGCUUAGAAUCAAUGGGUUAUGCCAGACGCUUCACAAUGGAUGAACUUAGCUUUGCAACAGACAACUUCAGUCCCAAUCUGUUGACUGGAGUGGGUGGAUAUAGUCAAGUCUAUCGAGCCAAUCUCGAGAAUGGCCAGCUUGCAGCAGUGAAGGUCCUUAAAAACACACAAUACGCCGAGGAUGAUCUUUUUCAGGAAGUUGAAAUAUUGAGUAAUCUGAAACACGAGAACUUAAUUCAGCUUGUUGGUUACAGUUACAGUAAUGAUAUGCAAGCAAUCGUGUAUAAUCUACUGAAGGACAGUCUGAAACAAAGACUAAAACAGCUUAACUGGAACACAAGGAUGCAAGUUGCGAUAGGAGUGGCAAGGGGAUUGGAAUACCUCCAUUCUCAAACCCCUCCUAUCGUUCACAGAGAUGUGAAAUCAUCAAAUAUUCUCUUAUCUGAAGAUUGCCACCCACAACUAUCAGAUUUUGGAGCAGCAGUGGUACACCAGGUAACUCAGCAAGAUUCAGCUUGUGUGAAACCAAUUCACGUUGUUGGGACAUUUGGAUACCUGGCACCUGAGUACAUCAUGUAUGGCAAAGUUGAUGAGAAGAUAGAUGUAUACUCUUAUGGGGUGGUCCUGCUGGAAUUGAUCACAGGGAAACGGGCCAUCGAAAACGACCUGGAAGCUCAUCAUGAAAGCUUAGUGUUGUGGGCAAGGUCUCUUCUCAGUUGUGGUCUUAGUGACCGUCUUGUUGAUCCUGACAUAAAUGAAAACUACAACAAAGACGAGAUGAAAACAAUGAUGUUUGCAGCACGGCUCUGCCUCUUGCAUUCAUCUUCAAGGAGGCCAAAAAUGAAAACAAUCCUACGUUUGUUUGAGGAGCCAGAGCACUGGUUAGAGCUGCAGAGAAAGAGAGAAGAGCUUCUUGAUGGGAUUGGUUCAGAAGAAGAAACUUGCUUGUGCAGGUAUUACGGAUCAGAUUCAGAUGAGGGCAUGUUCAUAGAGGAUAACUGAUCACAUUAUCUUGAGUUUUCAUGAUAUAUUGUAACACUAACCAAGAUGAUCAGCACUGUUGAGGCCAUUACUGAACCUUCCAGUUGGCCUUGAGUUGACAAAAUCAAUGCCAUUAUGAGGAAAGUUAGCUGUUACAUUUCAGUCAGGAAUGUAAGAAUUAGUUCCAACAUCUGCUGUUGAAUCCCCUAGUAUGAAAAUAGGAGGUCGCGUUGAGCGCAGUACAUCAGCUUUGACUAAGUUGGGACCAAAUAUUGAUAGAGCCAGAAGAAUAAGAAGAGAGAAAGGACACAUCUUUUCCAUGGCGAAAAAACGAGGUUGGUUUAGUGUACUUCCCUUCUCUCCUCUCUUCAUUCUUGGUAUGUUUGAUUAGUUAUACAUACCUUUGCAGUAUUUCCUGAAUGAGAGGGGGUAAUUUAUAGAUUAUUCAAUUGAGCAUCAACGAAUUAUGCGUUUAAAUUCCAAAGCAGAAGAAGACACUGAAUACCAGCUAACCAAGCUGGGGCGGAUUGCCCCGUAGUUGGUUUGUUUAUUUCUCAAAUAUAGCCUCAGACCGGCUUUACUUGUGGUGAUAAUCACACUGUUUAGAAUUAAUUAUUUAAUAUUUUGAUGAAACAAUCAAUAUGCUUUUUUGGGAUGCUUAUUUUUUCAACUUGGAUUAUUAGUCUUAUUAUUGUUGUCUUGAGAAAAUUUCUAUUACUGCUAUAUGGAAGUGAAUUGAAAAGUUCUUGUUACUCCGGGGGAAGCAAGUGAGAAAUGUCUUUAUAUGCUUGUUUUUAUUGUUGGCCUUAUUCUACAUUGGAGAUGAUUACUAUUUUGGCCUGAUGAUGUUAUCAAUUAAUUAUAUUUGUAACAGUAAACCAUGCCUCUUAACAGGGAAAACAUGAUGUGUAAACUCUAUGAGACUUAUUAUUUGUAAUUGGGGAACUUUAAACAACAUUAUACAUAAUUAGUGACUUAAUACAAACACCAAUGCUAGAUACAUGCCUAAAUUCUAAAAAGCAAUAAUACGAAU
Messenger RNA from Solanum dulcamara, 2765 nucleotides. RefSeq names its product probable serine/threonine-protein kinase PBL21. Bases 62 to 1753 code for a protein of 563 amino acids. The record is from RefSeq and is a predicted model, not a curated record. Gene Ontology annotation, biological process: protein phosphorylation. The transcript has 7 exons. Gene Ontology annotation, molecular function: ATP binding; protein kinase activity. Lineage: Eukaryota; Viridiplantae; Streptophyta; Magnoliopsida; Solanales; Solanaceae.